Diorhabda sublineata is the source of this 3521-nucleotide messenger RNA. RefSeq lists its product as uncharacterized. NCBI's taxonomy places the organism in Eukaryota, Metazoa, Arthropoda, Insecta, Coleoptera, Chrysomelidae. The transcript has 19 exons. The record is from RefSeq and is a predicted model, not a curated record. The coding region runs from base 92 to 3472 and encodes 1126 amino acids.
AAAUGAGAUGAUUGAUGUAUUUUUUAUACCAAAUGUGUUGAAACUAUUGUUCUGAUAAAAAUUAAAACUUUUAUUAGUAAUUUAUACAGUUAUGCUUUUAAUCUGUUUAUUUGCCGUUGUUUGGUGGAGCUCUAUUGCUUACGGGCAAGAAGAAGUUCUGCUGGAUUUCCCACUAGGAUCUCUUAAAGGAAAAACAAGAACAACAAUAAAUGGCGUGAAAAUUUAUUCUUUUCAAGGUAUACCGUACGCCGAGCCCCCUGUCGGGCAAUACAGGUUCCAGGCAACGAAAGAAAAAGAACCAUGGGAGGGUGUUUUAGAUGCAACGAUCGAAAGAAGCAUUUGUCUUCAAAUGACUUACGAUCACGUGGAAGGCAGCGAAGAUUGUCUCUUUAUAAAUAUAUUCACUCCUCAAAAUCCUACAUCUAAUGCGAGUCUACCAGUAAUGGCGUUCAUCCACGGAGGAGGAUUCAUAGAAGGUUCAUCAGUUGACGUUAAUUACGGUCCUGACCAUUUAAUGAACUAUGGCGUGAUAUACGUCACGUUUAGUUAUAGGUUAGGACCAUUCGGUUUCUUUUCAACUGGAGACGAUGUCAUACCAGGAAACGCGGGAUUGAAGGAUCAAGUAUUAGCUUUAAAAUUUUUAAACAAAUAUAUCGGAUAUUUCGGUGGAGAUCCUAAUAAAAUAACUAUAUUUGGACAAAGCGCAGGUGCGGCUUCAGUACAUUACCACGUUUUAAGCCCAUUAUCUAAAGGUUUAUUUAGAGCUGCAAUUUGCGAGAGCGGGUCGGCGUUGAGCGCAUGGGCGAACCAAAAAAAUCAAACCGAAAUUUCUUAUAAUUUAGCGAAAAUAAUAAACCCUAAUUUUGCAAAUUACAAAGCUAGCUCCUCGGAAGUUUACGAAUAUUUGAAAAACUUGCCUGCAGAAACAAUCGACAGAGCUGCCCAUCAAAUUUAUUUAUUGGAAAAUCCUUCUGAUAUGCAAAUUCAAAACGGUGUAUAUUUUGGACCGGUGAUUGAAAACGAACAUGAAGGUGCUUUCGUAACAAAACCUAUGUAUGAACUUUUAAAAAAUGGUGAAAUUAAUGACGUUACGUUGCUUUUAGGAGUUAGUACAGAAGAAAUGUUAUCAACUGUUUCAGAUCUAGAGGGCUUAAAAAACACAACGAUUACUUUUCAAAACAAUCUCGAGUUACUCGUACCUAAGAAACUGAAUGCGGAAAUAUCAGACAUACCUGUAAUUGCACAAAAAAUAAAAGAUUUUUAUUCGCCUUAUUUAGAUUUCACAGUUGAUACCAGACAAUUAAUCAAAUAUCUUAGCGAUCAAUGUUUCGCAAGGUCAAUUAUCAAAUCUGCAGAAUUGGAAGCGGAAUGGCAUGACGUAUAUUUGUACGAAUUUGCAUAUCAUGGUGUUUUAGGAGGAUUCACUGACACAUCAGUUAACGGUUUUUCUGAUGAUGUCAGGCACGGAGAAGAAAUUAGUUAUCUUUUAAGACGUAAUUAUGAAGGUUUGAAUACAACAGAUCUUACUAAAUAUCCAGCAAGAGAUCAGACUGUACAAAAGAGGUUUAUUACGUUGUUUACCAAUUUUGCAAAAUACUUAAACCCCACACCCAAACAAGAUGAUUUAUUACAGAACUUGAUUUGGCCCAAAGUACAUCCCAACAAUUUACAUUAUCUUGCCAUUGGAGCGUGGAUGGAAAUUAGGAGUAAUCCUAAAGAAAAUAUGUACAAGUUUUGGAACGAUAUAUUCUCCCAAUAUGGACAUGAACCAUACGGAAAUGUUUUUCAAAUAAAAAUGUUCGGUUCGACAUCUAUGUUGUUGGUAGUAUUUCUGCUCCUCGGGGUAGUUUGCGAUACUUAUGGCGACGAUCAUAAACCCAUAAUAGUGAAAACCAACAACGGUGACGUGAAAGGGUUCUACGGGGAAAAGAGUCACGCAAACGGAAGUAGAACUUUGUACUGGUUCAGAAGUAUUCCUUUCGCAGAACCGCCAGUAGGGGAAUUGAGAUUCGAGCCUCCGGUUCCGAAAAAAAAUUGGAAUGGUGUGUUAGAUGUUACAGAAAACGGAUCCCCUUGUCUUCAAGGUGCAAAUCCUGUUGUAGGAGAUGAAAAUUGUUUGUUUGUGAAAAUUUCGACUGGGAGAAAACCAGAUAUCAACAACAAACUCCCAGUUUUGGUUUGGAUAUAUGGAGGAGCAUUCUAUUCGGGAUCUGUCGAUUUCGACGAUCAUAGUCCCGACUACCUCGUCGACGAAGACAUUCUAAUAGUAGGAGUGCAUUACAGAGUAGGAAUUUGGGGAUUUAUAUCUACUGGUGAUUUAGUAUCUCCUGGAAACAAUGGUAUUCGUGAUCAAAUAUUAGCUUUAAAAUGGAUUAAGGAGAAUAUUCAGUAUUUCGGUGGAGAUCCGAACAGAAUUACCAUAUGGGGACAAAGCGCUGGAGCCGCUUCUGUCGCGUAUCUGUUACAAACAGAACAAACUCAAGGGCUGUUCCAUGGAGCUAUACUAAAUUCUGGGUCAUCUCUUAGUGCAUGGGCGUUGAGCAAACAAGUUCCCGCAGCUGUUACAAACGUGGCAAAAAAAUUUAAAGUCAGUACUGCAAGUUCAACGACGAUUGUUGAAGGUUUGAAGCAAAUAGAUGCUGCCCAACUACAAACCGCAGCAGCUUCAGUUAUGCAAAGAUUGUUGGUAUUGAGUAAUCCCCUUCAAGGUUUAGUUUUUACGCCGGUGAUAGAACCUGAUCACCCAAAUGCUGUCAUAACUGGGCAAUCUCAUCAAUUGUUGAAAGAAGGGAAAUUCCACAAUGUUCCUAUUCUAACCGGAUACAAUUCCUUGGAGGGAUACGUCGAUGAUUUGCCGACUAUUUUCAGGUUAUGGAUAUCAAAAUAUGAUUUGAAUAAUGCUCUACUUGUUCCUGAUGAUAUGAAUUCGAAAACUACUGGUAGAUUAUAUUUAGGAUCAAAAAUCAAAAUGAAUUACUUCAGUUUAUUCCCAAUUUCAAUUACAUCUACCAGAUUAAUGAGAUUUGUGGCUGAUUCCCAAAUGGAAAAACCCAUUCUCGAAGCUAUCAAUCUUUAUUCAGCCCAUACUAAUGUCUACGCUUAUCACUUUUCCUAUGAGGGUCCUUUGUAUGGUCGAACAAAUAGAACUGUUCACGGUGUUGGUCAUACUGAAGAAUUAGGUUAUCUAUUCGAUUUAGGACAUAGCGGAUCCGAAGCUGAUUAUCUUACUAGAGACCGUUUAGUAAGAUUAUGGACGAAUUUCUGCAAAUAUGGUAAUCCGACUCCACAGCAGGAUUCGCUGUUAAACAACGUCAUAUGGCCCUCUAAUAGAGGAAUUUCGUCUAUGGACGAUUUGGAAUAUUUAGAAAUUGACAAAACUCUAUCGGUCACCAGAUUACCAAAUAAAAAUAAUAUGGUAUUUUGGAAAAAUAUUUACGAGACUUAUGGAAAUCCACCAUAUUCUACUUAUUAAUUUCAGAAUAAUAUGUAAAAUAAUUACGAAUAAACUUACUGUUUAAAUA